Messenger RNA from Sordaria macrospora k-hell, 1623 nucleotides. RefSeq lists its product as uncharacterized. The record is from RefSeq and is a predicted model, not a curated record. Lineage: Eukaryota; Fungi; Ascomycota; Sordariomycetes; Sordariales; Sordariaceae.
AUGGCGCGCCUCCCCUCCUUCCUUGGGGCGCUGCUCCUCUCCGUUUCCUUCUUCACACAACCCCUCCUCGGCGCUUCUACUACGACUACCACAGAGGCAACUACCGAUAAAAAGGUCCAAUACUGCCAAACCGGUCUUACCUCAGGAGCAGCCGAUUUCUGCGUCUCCCUCUCUUCCCUCCCUAACGUGACCACUUCCUCCCACGACACCUUCUUCCACCUAACCGUUACCCGCUGGAACGCCAAUGGAUGGACAGCCAUUGGCACAGGGCAGACGAUGGCGGGAGCGUUGAUGUUUGUCGUCUAUGGCGACCCUGUUAAUGGUACGGAAAAGGAGCCGGUAGUGAGCGUGCGGACAGUGGAAGGACAUCGCCAACCGCAGUUGAUCGAAGAUUUUGCCGCCGUAGCUGGGAAGGGCUUUGAUGUCCAGGUUCUGGCAUCCAGUUGGAAAGAGGCCGGCACCGUGCCCGCCAGUGGUGGAAAGGGUAGAAAAGAGAAAAGACACGAUGACCACGACGAACACGCCAUCAUCCCUGCAGCCGGCACCAAGACCUACAUCGCCGACGUUCUGCUCGCCUGCUACUCCUGCUCUCUGUGGUCAUCCGGUCCCGGAUCAUGGCGAACUUCGAUUUCCGCCAAAGAUUCCUCCCAACCUUUCCUCUGGGCAUGGAACGACCGCCAAGACUUCUCCGGAAACUUCACCCGGGAUGCGCACAUCAAAAUGCAUCGCCACCACGGCUCGGAAACAGGUGGAUACGGCUUUUUCUGGGCAGAUAUGACGCGCUCCGUCCUCUCUCCUUCCACCGACUAUGUGGGAAAGCCAACCACCUCCGACCUUCUCAAGAUCUUAUCCAUCGCCCCCGGCGACAGCGCCAAAAUGCUCGGCACCAGCGAGGAACCAAUGUCCGCGAGCGGCUGGCUGGGCAAACUCACCAGCAACCCGCUCCCCAAGACGCACGCCUUCUUCAUGACCGUUGCCUUCCUCAUCCUCUUCCCUCUCGGCGUCCUCCUUAUUCGUAGCGGUGGCAACGCCUUCCAGAAACAUUGGCUUGUCCAGGCCCUCGCAUCCGUUUUCACCCUCGCUGGCGCUGGUGUAGGUCUGUACAUGACCGGUCGUCGUGUGCCUUCUACUUUCCACCAGUGGCUUGGUCUCGCUAUUACGCUGGCGCUGGUAGUACAGGUGAUUCUGGGAUGGAGGCAUCACAUGGACUUCCUGAGAAUCCGCAGAAGGACGUGGAUUUCCUAUGGACAUAUCUGGCUUGGACGGGGGGCGGUUCUGGCGGGGUGGGUUAAUGUUAUUUUAGGACUGUUGUUAUCAGGACAUAGUAGGAUUGAUGUGUGGGGCAUCGGUAUCUUCGUGGGAAUUGAGGCUGUGGUUGUUUGCUGGUGGGUUUGGAGGGCGGCGCAGAGGAAGGCGAUAGCGGGUGGAAAUGGGCAAGACGGAAAGGGGCAAAUGGAGGAUGGGGAGGGUGAAAGUUAUGGGUUGAUGGCGAGGAACGGAGGUGGAAGUGGAGGAGCGGAUGGGGAGUAUUUCAGGUUGAGUAUGAGUGAGGAUGAUUUGAGUAGUAGCGAGGAUGAGGAGGAGGGGAAGAGGAGGACCGGUGGUCUUGGGAGCGGACGGUAA